UGGACCAACUCGAUGUAGCAACAGUCAACUUUGACGUUGCCCGGCCGGCCGCCCGCUGGUUCGGUUAACGUCUGAGCUCCACUGUAGCGAUUGCGGGCUCCGGGUGGGAGUACUUGUGUCGUCACGGCGCUGUCUUUUCCACUUUGGCCGUGUCCCGCCGCCCCCGUGGUGACCCCUACCGCUCGCAGGCGAAAGUGCAGCCUGAACGUCAGACGCGUAGCGUGGAUGGCGAGGAGGCUAACUUGUUUAGCCUGAAGGAUUGUGACUAACCGCUCCGGGUCAGCUCGGGUCCUGCUCGGGUUGUUUGUCCGUCUGAGUUUGUGCGCUCGCUCGAGUGCUUUUCGUCCGCCUCCUGCCGGACGCCAGCGUGUGACGAUGCUAAGCUAACAUCACACAGCGGGGUCAUCUGAGCCUCGUUAAGACGUGCACCACGACAGGCCCCGCCCACUGGUAUUGCGCUCCUCCCCUUUGAGGAAGUUUGGUCUGGGUUGAUCCCUCGCAAAAUCCCGCUUGGCUGAUAUUGGACUCUGGUGCUGGUGCCAAGCAGAGCCUGGAUCGGAACGCCACCGUGCUCGCCCCGCGUCUCUCACUCGGGACCCUGCACAAGAAGCGCUCACAGCCCUCGUCGGCCCCGAUGAGUACGAUGCCCGCUCGCAGAAUGUCGGCCGCCCCCUGCGUGGUCCGAGGGCCGAGUGACUCCAAGAAAGUGCCAGACGUGGAAAUGUCAUCUGAUAAUCUGACAGACGAGUCCGAGCCUUGUGAGAAAAGCCACGGCCGCGAGAAAGCGGGUGGUCCGGACCGAGACAACCUCUGCCCUGAGAAGGCGUCAGACGAGGAGCGGGAAGUGUGCCAGUUGCAAGGCUACCAGUGCAAAUGCUGCCCGUUCCGGUGUCGGAACCUUCAAGUCUUCACAGAGCAUGUGGACUCCAGCCACCCCGAUGUGAUUCUCAAUCCACUUUACCACUGCGCCAUCUGCGACUUCAACGCCACCAAGUAUGAGCUUCUCGCAGAGCACAACAGGAGCCUUCAUCCUCACGAGAGCAAUUUUGAGUUCAAGAGGAUCAAGAAGAACCGUCAGAUCGUCUUGGAGCAGACCAUCCAGUUCCAGGGGGAAGAGCAAUCAGGAAGCGACAGCCGAUCGGGAAGCGACGGCCGAUCGGGAAGCGACGGCCGAUCGGGAAGCGACGGCCGAUCGGGAAGCGACGACCGAUCGGGAAGCGACGACCGAUCGGGAAGCGACGACCGAUCGGGAAGCGACGGCCAGUCCGGAAGAGACGGCCAGUCCGGAAGCGACGGCCAAUCCGGAUGUGACACUCGUGUGCUCCUGCCUGGCUUACACCCCGCAGCGGAUUGGCCAGACUCCGUCCAGGCCCUCCACGGCAGUGAGCGAAUCUCCGAGCCCCAGGAUCCCAGCCCGACGCUUGACGUCAUCGUGGCUGAGCCCUCGGUCCUACGAGACCCGUCCCACGUAACCCCCGUGCUCCAGCGCCCGCCUAAUUAUGACUACCAAGCCCAAGUGGCCGUUCCUCUCAACAGUGCCGAGUACAACCCUUCCUUGGACCACAACCCUACUCUCAUGGCCUCCUUCAAUAAGUUCCCUUACCCGACGCAUGCCGAACUGUCCUGGCUGACAGCCGCCUCCAAGCACCCGGAGGAGCAAAUCAAAGUUUGGUUCACCGCUCAGCGGCUCAAGCAGGGAAUCACGUGGUCCCCGGAGGAGGUGGAGGAGGCCAGGAAGAAGAUGUUCAAUGGCUCCAUCCCGGCUCUCCAUCACACGUUCACAGCCUCAUCUCGGGGCCUUGCCCCUCGGCCGGGUUCUGACCAUGUCCACUUGACGGCCACCGGAGGUGCCGUCGGCUCCGCUCACGCGCUCAAACGCCCCCCGACGACUCCUUGCGGUCCCGAGUCUAAGCGACCUGUAAUGACAGUCACCCCGAGUCGAGGAGGCCCCAAUGAGGAAAAAGAGCGCCAGUCUGUGGCUGCGCUGGCCGGUGUGGCCCCAUUUGCAACGGACGUGACAAAGUGGUCCACUCUACUGACGUCCACCUCCUCUUCUUCAUCGCCAUGCGCCCAGGGCAAGCUUCCCUCUUGGUCGGCAAAAGCCAAAGCUGUAGUGUCGCUGCCAUCCAUGGUCUUUCCAGAGUCCUUAACAAGGCCUACGAUUGCGCCGCUGCCCAUCUUUGCCCCACCCUUUAAAAGCCCGCUCCUGAUGCCCUGCCUUUCCAAUGAGACGCUUCCCAACACCGCCAAUAUGACAUUCCCAAGUUUACCUUCACUUGUCACCCCUCGCCCCCCCGUCAUCCGGUCCGUACACACGCCGGCCAAAUUCCCCGCCGGCUUUCCACAACUGGACCCGAGUGCCCAAGAUGAAGGCGGCGCCCAAGCCGAAGGGACGCACGGCGAGUCUUUGAGCGCUCGUGGCCAGUCCCCGCUUGUCCACUCUCAGCACGAGUCGGCGGUUCCCGCUCACUUCCCGCUGCCAGAAAGAAUGAAGGGCAAGACGACGCAGCAGCUGGAGAUCCUGGAGGAGCACUUCCAGAAGAACAGCCUUGUCUCUCGCACCGACACCGACCGUCUAGCUGUCGCCACCGGGCUGUCCCGCAGCCAACUGGACGGCUGGUUUGCCGAUCGCCGGGCGCUCCGGGACAACCUGGAACUGGCGCUCCUCAGCUCGAUGGGCGCAAAGAGGUCAACUGAGGUGGACCGGGAUGCAACGCUGGCCCCGAGCGAGAGUUUUGGUGCGGCCAAUCCCAAAAGUGGCUCUGUGCCUUUAGGCCGCUCCUUUCCUCCUCUCAACAAUCACUUUGCUCCAAGUGAAGGGACGGCUCCGUCUGAGAUUUGGCCCGGGCUGGCCUGCGUGGACCUGGCGCGCUGGUUCCGCGACAGUCGCUCAACGCUGCACGCCCAAUUCUUCCACAAUGGCAGACUGAAUGGCGGUGCGGGGAUGCCGGACAAAAGCCCCCGUGAGCGCUGCCAGCUUCUGGAGGCGGAGCCGGCCUGGCUGACAGAAGCGCGUGCUAACGGCCUCAGCGCGCUGCAGCACGGCGAGCUACAAGAGCGUCUUGCCGGCAGGUGCGAAUAACAACAGCCGUCCUUUUGCAUCGAGUGCUGGACAAAUGGCGACGGCACAUUCCCAUCAUCCGCCGGCUCCUCAGCGGGGUGAAGAGUCUCCGCCCACCCAAGGAUGUCUGACAGAAGGUUUAGCUGGCGUGCCUAACGUGUACUAACACUUCCUUAGGUUGCGUCAAGAGUUCAUGUCGGCGUUGGGGCUGGCAGCCUUUUUGAUUACCCCAUGUGCUGAUUGAUGCUGACUUUGGGACCUUUUUUUGGGGGGAGGGUUGCCAUGGAGACUGAACUGCAACACAUUUUCCUGGAAGUAGAUGUAGCCACUCCCACUCGUGUGCGUGUGCGCGUGUGUGUGUGUGUGUGUGUGUGCGUGCUUGUCAGUGCGCAUGAAAGACUGUCAGCGAGCAUUGUGUGUGAUUCUUUUGUUCUUAAAUGGCCUGUUUCCACUGGUUUUACAAACAAAAGAAUGCGCGCACACACAGCACUUGGCAAUAGUUGUGAACGGCGCCUGGACUUGCGCCCGCCUUGGGCUAUUGUUGAGCGUCACAUUCAGUCGGACUGAAGCCUCCUCCACCCACCCAUAAGCCAAGCCGCACCACGGACUUUUUGGAAGUGUGCAGCAGCGAGGUGCUGUUUUGUUGUCAUGUUUGGGCCGCCAUCAUCUUGGACUACAUGCGUCAUGCCACAUGGGGGUGCAUCACCACUUUCGUGUCCUUUGACAUGAUGAAUGUCAAAGACCUCUCGGUUGCAGUUGCUUGUCGUCCUGUCAAGAAGUCAAGACAGGACAACAUGAAUGUAAGCUAAUGUACGUGUGCGAGUAAGGACCCGAUUUUAUCCGUUAGCAGCUGGAAGAGGCCAGGCCCACCUCUCUUUUUCUCACGCUUCUUCGAUGAGACUACAUUUUGUCUCAGGUGUCGCCUUUGACUCACAUUUGUGUGUCCAGGUCAAUUUAUUGUGAUGUCCUCCAAUAAAACGCUUUUUACACCAC
Molecule: messenger RNA, 4054 nt
Organism: Syngnathus acus (greater pipefish)
Lineage: Eukaryota; Metazoa; Chordata; Actinopteri; Syngnathiformes; Syngnathidae
Product: zinc fingers and homeoboxes protein 2-like
Exons: 4
Coding region: 635-3082 (815 amino acids)
Biological process (GO): regulation of transcription by RNA polymerase II
Cellular component (GO): nucleus
Molecular function (GO): DNA binding; DNA-binding transcription factor activity, RNA polymerase II-specific
Source: RefSeq, a predicted model, not a curated record